Molecule: messenger RNA, 6592 nt
Organism: Phyllopteryx taeniolatus (common seadragon)
Lineage: Eukaryota; Metazoa; Chordata; Actinopteri; Syngnathiformes; Syngnathidae
Gene: nrxn3a
Product: neurexin 3a
Exons: 24
Coding region: 672-5117 (1481 amino acids)
Source: RefSeq, a predicted model, not a curated record
GCGCUGGUAGCGUGCGCGCGCCUCCGCUCCAAGUGGCACCGAAGCGACAAGCCCCCUUGUGUGGACACCGUGUACCGGAGUCGAUGCACCUGUGAGACGAACGUUCAAAACACCCCCAAAACCGCCAGGUGGUCACCUGCAACCAGGAUUUCACAAUAUAUCAAACGAACAGCUCUCUGGGGACCUAAAACUGGAUUUACCAUUUCGAUGCUCUUGCUGGGUCUGAUUGACGGAGUAAUGGAGCAAAGAGAGACGAGCAGAUCCCACGUCUGCUUAAUUUCCCAGUGUGCAACAUGAAGGAGAAAGUUCUGCUUAACAGUAUAUCCAGAGGAUUUGUUUCCAGCAGAACCUUGGACCAUGAGUCUUGAAAACAUAUGCACGGAAGUGUAAAAGAAAAACAAAGAAAAGAAAAAACAACUAUCUAUAAGUUACCUCCUAUGCCUGUGUGGACCCUCAGGAGGGAAGCAAAGACCAAUGCCUGCCAGCUACUCGACAAUUUCCCAAUGUGAACGGCCUCAAGACUGUUAACCGCAACGACUGUUAUCCAUUUACUGCCCUUGUCACUUUAGAUACAUAUUUUUUCUAUAGCGACCUCUAAAAAAAUAUGAAUUAGUCUAAGCAGACUGAAUUCCAAUCAAAUAUCCUGUUGGAUUAAUAUAUUUUUUGCAAGUAUGGAUCUCAUAAGUUUUUCUAUCAAGCUGCAGAUGUUCCUCAGCACAUGUAUGGGCCUGCAAUUUUUAGGCACACCAGGUCAGUGGGCUCGUUACCUCCGCUGGGAUGCCAGUAUCCGUGGUGAUCUCAGCUUCCAGUUUAAGACAGAUUUCUCAGAGGCACUGCUGCUGUACUUUGACGAUGGAGGCUACUGUGACUUUCUGCAGCUGUCUGUGGUUGAGGGUCUUCUUCAGCUGCGUUUUAGCAUUGACUGUGCUGAAACUACAGUUGUGUCUGACAGAAGGGUGGAUGACAACAACUGGCACUUUGCAAUUCUAAGCAGGUAUAACUUGCGCACUGUUCUGGCACUGGACGGAGAGGCCAAAGCGGAUGAGGUGCGGCCUCAGCGCCAGUACAUGAAAAUUGUGAGUGACCUGUUCCUGGGUGGAGUGCCUCAGGAUAUCCGCAGUGGUGCGCUCACACUGCCUACAGUGCGAAACAUGCAGCCCUUCAAGGGCACAAUCACAGACCUGAAAUAUGGCAAGUCACAGCCUCUGUUCCUGGGAAGUCUCAAAGUACUCCUGGAGUCUGAGGGGUGGUGCACCAUGAACCCAUGUGAGAAUGGCGGCAAAUGCACAGCGGUGGACGGACAACCAGUCUGCGAUUGCUCCAAAACAGAAUACAAGGGCCGCUUCUGCACAGAAGAGGUCAGCAGCAAAACAUCAGGCCUUGCACACAUAAUGGCAGAACAAGCUAAAAGCAAAGGUACAGCUUUUUCAAAAUCUUUCCUUUUUCGACUUUAUGAAAAGCAACGCUUGCUCACGAGGGAAGAGAAUGUGGCCACAUUCCGUGGUUCAGAAUACUUCUGCUACGACCUCUCACAGAACCCAAUCCAGAGCAGCAGUGAUGAGAUCACACUCUCCUUCAAGACAUGGCAGCGCAAUGGCCUUAUACUUCACACUGGCAAAUCGGCUGACUAUGUCAACUUGGCGCUGAAGGAUGGUGCCGUCUCGCUCGUGAUCAACCUGGGCUCUGGAGCCUUUGAAGCAAUUGUUGAGCCAGUCAACGGAAAGUUCAAUGACAACUCGUGGCAUGAUGUCAAAGUGACUCGCAACCUACGGCAGGUGACAAUAUCAGUGGAUGGAAUUUUGACCACCACGGGUUACACCCAGGAGGACUACACCAUGCUUGGCUCAGAUGACUUUUUCUAUGUUGGUGGAAGCCCCAGCACUGCUGACCUCCCUGGAUCUCCUGUGAGCAACAACUUCAUGGGCUGUCUCAAGGAGGUGGUGUACAAGAACAAUGACAUCCGCCUUGAGUUGUCUCGACUUGCUCGGAUCGUUGACCCCAAGAUGAAGAUUCAGGGCGAGGUGUCCUACAAGUGUGAAAAUGUGGCCACGCUGGACCCCAUUUCUUUUGAGACUCCAGAGGCCUAUAUCAGCUUACCCAAGUGGAAUACCAAGCGGAUGGGAUCCAUCUCUUUUGAUUUUCGCACUACAGAGCCUAAUGGCCUCAUCCUCUUCACCCAUGGCAAACCACAAGAGCGCAAAGAUGCAGCCCGUAGCCAGAAGAACACAAAGGUGGAUUUCUUUGCUGUUGAGCUGCUGGAUGGAAGUUUGUACCUGCUGUUGGACAUGGGCUCAGGGACAAUAAAGGUGAAGGCCACUCAAACAAAGGUCAAUGACGGCGCCUGGUAUCAUGUGGACAUCCAGAGAGAUGGCCGCUCAGGCACCAUCUCUGUAAACAGCAGAAGGACACCAUUCACAGCAAGUGGUGAGAGUGAAAUCCUAGACCUGGAAGGCGAUAUGUACUUGGGGGGUCUUCCCACUGAUCGCACGAACCUAAUUUUGCCGACUGAGCUCUGGACAGCAAUGCUUAACUAUGGCUACGUAGGCUGCAUCCGUGAUCUCUUCAUUGAUGGUCGAAGCAAAGACAUCCGUCAGAUUGCUGAAGCACAAAAUGGUGCCGGGAUUAAGCCCUCCUGCAACAAGCAACCUGGCAAACAGUGUGAGAGUUACCCCUGCAAGAACCGAGGUGCCUGCAAAGAAGGCUGGAAUCGAUUUAUCUGUGACUGCACCGGCACUGGUUAUUGGUCCCGCACUUGUGAGAGAGAGGCUUCGAUCCUUUCCUAUGAUGGGAGCAUGUAUAUGAAAGUUGUGAUGCCAACCGUCAUGCACACUGAAGCAGAGGAUGUCUCCCUACGUUUUCGCUCGCAGAGGGCUUAUGGCAUCCUUAUGGCCACCACUUCCCGAGACUCAGCCGACACGCUCAGGCUCGAAUUGGAUGGAGGCCGCGUCAAACUCACGGUCAAUCUAGACUGUAUCAGGAUAAACUGUAACUCCAGCAAAGGACCGGAGAUGCUGUAUGCUGGGCAAAAGCUCAAUGAUAAUGAAUGGCAUACAGUACGUGUGGUGCGUCGCGGAAAAACCUACAAGCUAAUCGUUGAUGAUGAUGUAGCAGAAGGCCAAAUGGUGGGUGACCACACACGUCUGGAGUUCCACAACAUUGAAACAGGCGUCAUGACAGAGCGCAGAUUUGUUUCAAGCAUCCCAUCCAGCUUCAUUGGUCAUCUGCAGAGCCUCAGAUUCAAUGGCAUGCUCUACAUUGACCUGUGCAAAAAUGGUGACAUUGAUUUUUGCGAGCUUAAUGCCCGCUUUGGGAUACGUUCCAUUAUUGCUGACCCAGUCACCUUUAAAUCCAAGAGUAGCUAUCUAAGCCUGGCCACCCUACAGGCUUACACGUCCAUGCACCUCUUCUUCCAGUUCAAGACCACCUCCCCCGAUGGCUUCAUACUAUUCAACUCAGGAGAUGGGAGUGAUUUUAUUGCUGUAGAGCUGGUGAAAGGAUAUAUCCAUUAUGUUUUUGACUUGGGAAAUGGACCUAAUCUGAUCAAGGGGAAAAGUGAAAGGGCCCUUAAUGACAACCAAUGGCACAAUGUGGCGAUCACCCGAGACAACAGCAACACCCAUACGUUGAAAGUAGACGCUACAGCGACAAGUCAGAGCAUAAAUGGGGCCAAGAACUUGGACCUGAAAGGUGACCUUUUCAUUGCUGGACUGGGUCCUGGCAUGUAUGGUAGUCUGCCUAAACUAGUAGCUUCCAGAGAGGGUUUCCAAGGCUGCUUGGCUUCUGUGGACCUAAACGGGCGUCUGCCAGACCUCAUCAGUGACGCUUUGUUUCGUAGUGGGCAGAUUGAGCGUGGAUGUGAAGGUCCCAGCACCACCUGUCAGGAGGACUCCUGUGCCAACAUGGGUAUUUGCAUCCAGCAGUGGGAGAACUACACGUGUGACUGCUCCAUGACCUCCUACACUGGGACACAAUGCAAUGAUCCUGGGACCACAUACAUAUUUGGCAAAGGAGGAGGUCUCAUAACAUUCAAGUGGCCAGCCAAUGAGAGACCGAGCACCAGGACAGACCGGCUGACCGUUGGCUUUAGUACGUCGCUCAAAGACGGCAUCCUUGUCAGGAUCGACAGCGCUCCUGGUCUUGGGGACUACCUCAUGCUGCACAUACAACAAGGCAAAAUUGGUGUGACUUUCAACAUUGGGACAGUGGAUAUCAGUGUACAGGAGAGCAGUACCCCAGUGAAUGAUGGGAAGUAUCACGUGGUCCGCUUCACCAGGAAUGGUGGUAAUGCUACGCUGCAAGUUGAUAACUGGUCCAUCAAUGAACACUUCCCGACAGCGAACAGUGACAUUGAACGAUAUCAAAUGGCCAAUAAGAAAAUUCCUUUCAAAUACGCCAGGCCAGUAGAAGAAUGGCUACAAGAAAAAGGACGACAAUUAACCAUAUUCAAUACUCAAGCCACAGUUGCGAUUGGAGGAAGUGAUCGUGGACGGCCAUUUCAGGGUCAGCUGUCUGGUCUUUAUUACAAUGGCCUUAAGGUGUUGAACAUGGCCGCUGAGAGCAACCCAAACAUCAAGAUAAAUGGGAGCGUGAGGCUGGUUGGUGAUGUCCCCAGUGGGGCAGGCUCAACCAAGUCCACUGCCAUACCUUCAGAUGUGUCCACAACCUUUGUUGAGACUACUACCAUGAUGUCCACCACCACCACACGGAAACACAGAUCCUCUUCAACGAAGCAUGCAUCAGAUGACAUUGUGUCAUCUGCGGAGUGUUCCAGUGAUGAUGAAGACCUUGAGGAGUGUGAAACUGGUCAUCCAGGUGGGCUAGCACUUCCCACAGAACCAGGCGUCAGGCCGGGGCCUUCAGAAGUAGUCCGGGAAUCAAGCAGCACCACCGGGAUGGUCAUCGGAAUAGUGGCGGCCGCUGCCCUGUGCAUCCUCAUCCUUCUUUAUGCCAUGUAUAAAUACAGGAACAGGGAUGAAGGCUCCUACCAGGUGGAUGAGAGUAGGAACUAUAUCACCAACUCAGCACAGAGCAAUGGUACUGUCAUCAAGGACAAACAGCAAAGUUUGAAAGGCAGCAAUAAAAAGCAGAAAAAUACAGAUAAGGAGUAUUACGUGUGACUGAGAUUUGAGAGCAAAAAGAAAAAGACAGCGCUUCAAGUACAUAUUACUUUGCUUGUGAGAAGAAACGACAAAUGAUGGUAUUAAAUGGAACUUGAAUGAUCCUUUACUGUGCUGAGUAGCUGAACUGAUGACAUGUACUAUAAUAUAAAGCACACUUACUUCUGUAAGCAUACAGAGAAGGCUUAAUAGCAACUUUAGAGACCUUACUAUUCUAUCUGGUCAGAGACGUUAUCAGAAUAGAAAUAUUUCCCAGCUACAUCAUUCUCCUAAGUGACUUUUAGAGCAAUGUGAUCUGUGACAUUAAGACAAAAAAUACAUUAUUUUGUAUGUUACAAAAGGCUAAUAGGCUUGACCAUUAUCAGCAUGUAAGCAACUUGUAGUGCUUAACAAGAAGGGGUCAAAGCAAUCGAUCGUUGUUCCAGUACAAAAAAAAGGACUUGUUGUAUCAGAAUAUGACAAAUUUGUAUGGUUUCUAAAUAAUAAUAGUGUGGUGUCCUAUUUAUUUUUGCUUUGAGCAAAAGAAAAAUGGAGGUAAAAACAAUAAGUAAACAGCUAUUUCUGUGUGUAAAAUUAAAUCAAGUGAGCAAAUGGAUAGCACUCACUGAAACUGUUCUCAUUGAAAUCGUAUUUAGUACAAUUAUUCUGAUUGUCUGACACACUUUGUUUAAAGUUGUGGGGCUUCUCUCAGAAAAAAAAGCGAAUGAUUGUAAAAUGCAUGUCAUCCUAACUUACAGUAUAAUAGUAAAGUCUACAGUCUUCAACUUGGACAAUAUUCUAUUUGAUGCAAAAUGAUUCUUAAUUAGACAGAACUAAACCCCUCCCACUUUGGGACACCCCAAAAUAUUAGCUAUGGAAAAAAAUAGCUCUAUAAGCAGUCUGCUAUUCCUGCACAGCAAGUGGUGUUCUGAUCUUUUUGCAAAACUGUAUGUUAAUGUAUUGCCUAUCGUUCUCUUUUUCUAUGGAAGUGUCAGGAGAAACACAAAUGCAGUACUAAAACAUUGUUAACACGUGUAUACAGAAAUAAAUUUAAUGGUCAAAGUGUGAAUUCUAAUCUAUUGUCACACUCAACUGUGUCAAAAAAAAAAAAGUUUACAUAUUUUAUUACAUUCUAGCUGUUGUACUUUGUAGGUAGUAAAUUGUACAUAUACCAUAUGACAGUUGUCAUUUUUAGUACCUCUAUUGUACAGACAGAACACAAAUAUCAGCAUAUUUCAUGACAAAGUCUAUAAACUGUUAAUUUACACUGAGAAAAAGAAUGUGGAGAAUAAUAUUGAUAUUUCAUAAGAAAUAAAAGUUGUAUUGUUAGCCUAGCGCUCUAACCAGAGAUGUUUCUAAAGUUGCAUGAAUAUUUAUCUACUUGCAGUGUUCAACAAAAUAAGGUGCCCUUCCUUCUGUAUCACUGCUAUACUGUUUUGGGUUCCAAUAGUGUCAUUCAUUUUGAAAGAAAAUAAAGUCAGGAAUAUGACAAAUCA